Pyrenophora tritici-repentis Pt-1C-BFP is the source of this 1750-nucleotide messenger RNA. RefSeq names its product UhpC, Sugar phosphate permease. Gene Ontology annotation, biological process: transmembrane transport. Gene Ontology annotation, molecular function: transmembrane transporter activity. Lineage: Eukaryota; Fungi; Ascomycota; Dothideomycetes; Pleosporales; Pleosporaceae. Gene Ontology annotation, cellular component: membrane. The record is from RefSeq and is a predicted model, not a curated record.
AUGGAGUCAAAACGCCAACACAUGCCGGAGCCAAUCAACGAAAAGCCCGAGAUCUUGGCGCACACGGAGGACAAGAGUGAGCUUGGUGAUGAUAAGCAUGCUGCGUCGGUGGAUUAUACGGGCGCGGAGAGGAAGACGGAUCCUGCUGAGAUCGCGCUGGUGAGGAAGAUUGAUUGCAGACUUAUGCCGAUAUUAUGUGUAAUGUACUUUUUGAACUACGUUGAUCGAAAUGCAAUUGCGCAAGCGCGGUUGAAUGGACUGGAAGAUGAUUUGGGGAUGAGUGGUGUGGAGUUUAACACCUGUGUUAGCAUUCUCUUCGUCGGCUAUGUCCUCAUGCAAAUCCCAUCCAACAUGCUCAUCACGCGCAUCAAGCCAGGCAUAUACAUGAGCUCCUGGAUGUUUGUAUGGGCGAUCGUGUCAGCGUGCACGGCGUUGGUACAGAACUUCGGUGGACUGGUCGCUUGCCGGUUCUUCUUGGGCAUCACAGAGGCACCCUUCUACCCGGGUGCAACAUACAUGCUGUCAAUAUUCUACACUCGCAAGGAAGUCGCCACGCGUAUUGCUCUGCUGUAUUGCGCGCAAAUUCUCGCGACCGGAUUCAGUGGGUUGAUCGCUGCCGCCGUUUUCGAAAUGGAUGGCCUACGUGGACUUGCUGGGUGGCGGUGGUUGUUCAUCAUUGAAGGUGCAGCUACCGCUCUGGUUGCCGUCGUUGGAUUCUUCAUGUUGCCCAACACACCACUAACGACGCGCUGGCUUACACCACCCGAGCGCGAACUUGCACAUGCCCGCAUGGAGCGCGAUAGAGUUGGUGACUCUAUGGAGCCUGUCAGUAUGAUGGAGGGUCUGAGGCAGGCGUGUCGCGACAAGAGAACAUGGCUAUUCUGCCUCAUGCAGAACUUCCAUCUGAGUGCUUGCUCGUUCAACUCUUUCUUCCCAACAGUUGUCAAGACCCUCGGAUUCAGCACUACGAUAACUCUCGUUUUGACUUGCCCACCAUUCCUUCUCGCAGGCGCGGCGGGUAUCGCUACAGGCUGGAGUUCGGGACGCAUGCAUGAGCGCACUUGGCACAUCACCGCUGGACUGCUCGUUGCUGUUGUUGGUUUCGUCAUCGCAGCUAGUACUUUGAACACAGCCGGUCGGUACGUUGCGUGCUUCAUCUUCCCUAUGGGAGCCUAUUCCGUCAACUCAGUCAUUAUUGGAUGGGCAUCUUCGACACUCGGUCAAACUAAGGAGAAGAAAGCCGUCGUUCUUGCAAUGACAAAUGUCGGGGGUCAGAUUGGUUACAUCUACGGCGCGUACCUCUGGCCAGAUAGCGACGAACCUCGAUACGGAAUUGGUUUUGGUGCAUCCGCAGGGUUUGCACUGCUGUCGAUCGCUUGUGCUUGGGUUAUUCGCAUGAUGCUUAUCAAGGAGAAUCAGAGGUUGAAGGCUUCUACGAAUGAGCGCAUUAACCUGUACGGAUACUGAGCCGUAAGAUUAUACUGCAGGGUAGCAUUGAAUGUGUCAGUGUACCGACGUUGUGAAGAAUGGGCUUAUUUUGCAUCUUUAUGAAAGCGUAAGAGAUAAGGAAAAGUGGUAGAAAACCCGGUAGAGCUGUGGCAAAACUUGGCAGAGCUCUCAAAAUCGUAUAAUCAUAAACCUGGGUGUCAUAAGAUACUUGACUUGUGUACAAAGGCCACUAUAGUCGCCAGGCACGCCUCGUAGUUUACUCACACUGUCAAGUACUUUAUGACACCUAGAUGAUGUCGGG